Nicrophorus vespilloides is the source of this 1248-nucleotide messenger RNA. Its product is annotated as E3 ubiquitin-protein ligase TM129. Gene Ontology annotation, biological process: protein ubiquitination. Gene Ontology annotation, cellular component: membrane; endoplasmic reticulum. Lineage: Eukaryota; Metazoa; Arthropoda; Insecta; Coleoptera; Silphidae. Bases 143 to 1231 code for a protein of 362 amino acids. The record is from RefSeq and is a predicted model, not a curated record. The transcript has 4 exons. Gene Ontology annotation, molecular function: ubiquitin protein ligase activity.
UAUUUGGCUUAAUUUUAUAUUUAAUGUACCUUACUUUUUAUUUUCCUAUCAACAAUAUAUUGUGCAGCCAAAAAUAAGGAAAAAAAAAACACUUGAUUAGUCAAUUAUCAUGUUGAUAACAUAAUAAUAACUUAAUAUAGAAAUGACUGCUGAUGUUGUGUUUCUGUUGUUUUAUCUACUGUUCGCGUUUUGUGUGAUAUUUCCACCAACAGAAUGUAUCUCCUUCGGUUUCACCAUACCUCAGCUGUUCUCCAGCAUCCUGGGCAGCGAACAUGAGAAUUUCAUUGAAUACCACAUGAAGAGGACUGCUUUCACACUAUUGAUUUACUCUGUCCUACCUCUGGGAUUUAUCUUUGGCACAACUUUCUUUGGUGAUGAAAAUGGGAUCCAGAAGCUGUGGUUCGUUGAUGAUUCAAUUUGGAUUAGUGUUUUGCUUUCACUUGCAAUUAUUUUACCCAUCUUGGCUUUCUUUGAGAUUGUUAGGUAUAAAUUGAGUUGGGAGAAUCAUGCCAUCGUGAAAACACUGAAGAAGUUCACCACUGGGAAUAGAGAUUGGAGGAUGAUUGCUCAAAAUAUCAAUUUCGAGUUUAGAAGUAUUGACAAGUUAUGUGUGCAGACAAAUGCAAUCAUCAAAAUUGUUGCAACUGAGAAUUGGAUUAUUAAAGUUACCCCGCUGAGUAUGUGUAUAUCACAUCAGAGCGAUUCACAGCUUUGUGUUAGACAGAGCGAUACCCACGCGUUUUCGCAUUUGUCCAAUGACGGAACACAGUUUAUUACCAUUGAAGUCCAAUCACCGCGAGUGCCUUCUUAUAAUAUUCGUCUGAACACUCUGGAUUUUAGGGAUUUGCAGGAUCGAUUGGCAGGAAUUGUACAUAUACCAGAGAAUAUAAAGAUCUUCAAGAGCGUCAUAGAGAAGUUCGUGGACGCGUUCAGGCAUGCCGUCGAACAGAAUCCCAAGUACAAAACCUCUCAGGAUUUGGAUCAUUGCUUCGGAUGCAACAUAGUUACAUCGAAUGUGAAGCUGCAGAAGCUCUGCGAAGAUUCGGGCGAGGAGCACUGCUCGAACUGUAAUUGCAGGCCGAUAUGGUGUGUGGACUGUUUGGCAAGAUGGUUUGCACAUCAGCAAGAUAUCGAGCAGACGAGCCAAUGGCUAUCGGGAAAAUGCCCGUGCCCAAUGUGCAAGAAGAGAUUUUGCCUUUUGGAUGUUUGUAUGGUUGAACAAAUAGAAUAAAGAAACGAACAUUUAAA